This is a messenger RNA of Spirometra erinaceieuropaei, 13812 nucleotides long. The record is from the annotation of a GenBank genome assembly. NCBI's taxonomy places the organism in Eukaryota, Metazoa, Platyhelminthes, Cestoda, Diphyllobothriidea, Diphyllobothriidae.
AUGCUGGACGCCCACAUACGCAUUUGCGACUGCACAACUGUGCUGCAACGCGAAGCUGAUUGGCGGGCUGGCCAAUGCGCCUUCCCCCGCCCCUACGCCAGCUUCUCUAGGCGCAACAGGUCGUCCUCCUCGUCGCAGCUCUUGCUAUUGGAUGCUCAUGCUGCCAGCUUCUGCACAAGCACCCUCCUUCCUAUUGGCUGGCGGACGAGUGGGUGUGUGGUCACGGCUGCCCCCAGCCUCACAUCGUCUUGCACCGGGACUAUUUAAAUUCUGCGGUCCCAUGGCGUUGCCAUCAAAAGCCCAACCAAACAGUCUUGGACAGGAUGACAGCAGGCACAUUUUAUCAAAACCUCUUCCUGCUCAUCGCUUUUACAUGCUGUGCGCGGGUGUUGGGCCGGAUCCCGCCAAACGAGCUGGUUCCCCAACCCCACCAAGGAUCCCAAAAUGAGUCCGGUAGACUGCCUCGCAAUCCUCCCCUCUAUCCCUCACACGGGACCUGGGGGAGCUCGUCGGGGGGCCGUGGUGCUAGCGCAGCCGCUGCUGGCGAAAGUUUCGGGCCCUCAGAGUGGUUAUCAGACAGCGCCGGCGGCCGACGUCGCACCAAAACCAAGCGUUUCGUAAGCAGCAACAGUAAGACCUCGUCGGAGAAUAUCCACGCCAGCGGCGACAACGGUGCAAGUCAAAACAAAGUGGAUCGCAAGAUGGACCGGACGAGUAAUGGACGUUGGUGGUAAGUCUCUCCACGGUCAGCCCCUGACCAGUCAGAUUUCGCGUAAACCCUAGAAAUGACUGGUUAAACGCCUUCCUUUUGCGUCUGGUAACACCUUCAAGGCUGAGGAGCUUUAAUGGGUUAUAAGUGAAAUGCACGAUUCUAUAUAGCCUAAGCUGGUGCGUUUCGUAGGAGUAAGUUUGGAGUGGACGGGUGUUUUUAGCGCAGUUCUGCCUGGCGGCCACUGUCAACAUCCGCACAAACGGGUAUAUAUAUAUGUAUGCAUAUAUACACUUUGGAAAUUUGGACAGUUACAUUUUCACUUGACCAUGCUUCACUGCAACUGGUCGCUGGUUCUUUUUAGUUUAAUCUAAGAUACUAUCUUUUGUGGGAAGUCCAGCACGUCAAAAUUAUACCGAACCCGGCUUUUUUCUUCGAGCGGAAAAACGAUAGCCAUCGACAGUUUUGUCACCCCUAAUGGAGGACAGACCCCUGUCAGCGGAUGUAUAUGGAAAGGAUGAUCACUAUGAGUCGUCAGUUCGCCUGGCAAAGUCCCCGCAACAGGAAUACGGAUCCACCUGCGUACUACAGAUAGCUCCCAUAAAUUCCUGGGAGGCACCUACUCGCAUGUCCUAAUGUUGAUCGCAACCCUAACACUGCUAAUGUUCCUGCGGCCACCACUCAAGCGCUAGGACUAAAAAAAUAGUAAAAAAACGCACUUCCAAAACGUUUUCGAUUUCAUUCCCAAACAUUUUCGGGAUGUGUGGUCUGAGAAGGAAAGAGAAAAAUAAAUUGUAUUCAGAUCCUAAAUUCCGAUGUUUGGACUCCGUCAAGUGGACCUCUUUGUUUAACAUUGCUGCAUGAAGCCAAGAGGUACGAAUAAUAGUCCACAAGAACACAUCCAAGGUCCAGUGUGACUUAAAUAUACCGUUAACUACACGACAGUGGUGUUCACUGAUUUCUCCCCGAUUUACAAGGCGGUACAGAUGAUUCAUUUUUGCCCUGAAACGUCGGUCCGGUGGCCGCGCAAAUGGUUACACAGCAACGAGCAAGUAGUGCUCGGACAGUGUUACCUGCACGAACAAACUGGCCUUGAAUGAUCACUUGUGGCCUAUUUUUCGUCGUCAGACGCUGAGCAUAGGGUGGGUAGACCCUGUGCUCUUUGGUGGAUAGGCCUAAAGCCAUGCGCUCUACCACCGAGUACUCAGUGACGAAGAAUGAGGUGGGGCUGACAGUGAAUACCCCAGUCAGCCACACCAGUCUUUACAGUCCUUGUCGGUACCAUUUCUCGGAAACGAAGCCUCUGCGUAGACAUCUAGCAGACAAAUUUUAAAGUUGACGCGGUUGUAGGGCCCUACGGUGUACAAAGGUCUGUCCUUCAAGCGAGGUGCAUUUGACAGCGACCUGAACGAGCUACUACAUAUGCGCGUUUGUAACAUAACUUGUUUUUGGUCUUUCGCAUCACAGUGGUGUCCGGUCAGAGUGUACUAGUUUCAGGCACUUCACUUGUCACCUUUCGUCCCGAUUUGCUGCUCCAGUAGUUAAGCAUGCAGGAUCCUGAGUCCCGAUGAAGUUACUUCAGAGUAGUGAAAUGAAAUCGGUGGAAAGUUAGCACUCGGAGAAUGCUUCUUCGAACUCGUGCUGUGAGGAGAUGGGAUACGAAGGGCUGAGGUUGGUGUAGGAGGGGGGAGGGGAGGGGGGGCAGAGGAUUUCCAUUACACCUGAAGACACGCCUGCACACACACACACACACACAUACACACACCCACACUGCACUUCGCCAGCAGCAAUCAGCGCUUCCUUCUGCGCGAGAACGAGUGUACCUACACACAAUUCUCCCACCAAACUACUGGGCUCUACGCGUCUCUGCUGCGCAAAACAGAGGACCUGCAGAACUCUAUCUCUCGUCCUCCCCCCCCCCCCAAGUUUGUGUGUGUGGUUGCAUGCGUGCGUGCUUUCAUGUAGACAAAAGCACGGGGUGUGUGAGCGAACCCCCGCCUCCUUUUGGAGGCGGCAAACUUUUACGUUGUUGCUAACAGGGGGGAGUCAGUCUCCCUGUCCGAGGUUGAACGGAUACCUCGGUAGGCACGACCAUUUAUCUCUAGCUAGGGGGCAGAAGGAGGGUUUCUUCCUACUACCUACUUCGGAUCGAAAACAUUGCUGACUUUGGAGCGUCGGAUCCAGGCCAAAGCCACUAUCAGAUGUGACUUGCCUCUAGCACGACGACACCUUAUAGCAGGCGUCGAUCGGGCGAAUUGUCUGGUCAACCGUUUCGUCCGUUCUCGUAUCCAAUCAUUUGGACCUGGCCUUGUUUCUGAAACAAGAGGCUAAUGGUGCGAUAGGGGGAGAGAGAGAGCAAACCCAAGCUGCGCAGCGAUUUUCACACUGUAAUAAAUUCUCGUACACUAGGUAAACAAUCAUUGGGCCCUUUAAGCGUUGAUUCCAAGGGAUGCCAAGUGGCGGGAUACCGUCUCCUUGAGAGCGCUGAUUGUGAUGUGGUGAUACUUUCCCAUUGAACUUUCCCUGUGGGUAUAAUUACUCGAGUGUGUUGGGUUGAGUUAAGAGUGUGCGAUCACAAGCGGCAAGUCAGUCGCUUUUUCAGUUGCCCGAUCGUCUCCUAAGCAAAACGGUCUUGGAAGGAGGGAUUGAGUUUGAUGCUGUGCGAGUCAUCCAUGUUUCAGCUGGUUCCGGCGCGUCAAAGGAACCCUCAGUUUGUGUGGAUUUCUACACUCUCUUCUAACCUCAAUUUUCCCUUCCCUUAUCCUCUUUUCCACUCCUCUCUUUCUAUUGGCAAGGGCGUUUGAUCGGCAUGUCCUUAUUUCUUCCUUGUCUUAUACUUCCCGUUGUCAACAUCAAGACGAUUAAGGCGCCUCCCAACACCAUCGUCGCAUCAGCACUACCAUGACAACCUCCACGACCACAACACCAAUCACCACCAGUAACGGCUUUGCCACCAACACCCCCACAACAGUCGCCAUCGCCGCCAUCAAUACAUUACUCGUUUCCAUAAUUCGUAGUCUUCCGGAUUAUCUCAUCUUCACGUUCCUCGUCCCGAUCCAUAUUGCCUACCAGUUCCUCCUAUUCCACGUCGGUCGCCACUUUUUCUUCGAUCCGUAGCUCAUCCGCAGCCAAGAUACCAAUCCGCACCUGUUUUCAUAGUAACAAGAAAGUAGAAGAGGCAGUCUUCUGGGCGACCCUCCACAGAGUCUACUUUUAUUACCAGCAGGUCUGUUUGUUUGUUAUUUAUGAGCAGGUGAGUCUGCUGUUGUGCCUGCAGGACAACUUACGUGGGAGUACACGCGCACACGCACAAAACGGCCUGGUGUAUUGCACCGUCCUCUGUCUCUCCUCAAAUUCGUUCGCUCUCUCUAUCUCUCGCUGUCGCCCUAAUGGAGGAUUUUCUCAGGCCACUGCCGCCGACGCCUUGGCCACCGCCGGCAUGCUCUGUGCUUGAUCACACACACACGCGCGUACGGAAGAAAACCACAGAAAAGCGAGACAAAUCGGUUGUUUCGCCUUCUUUCUGGUUUUGCAUCAGUUUGCUUGCACUCCCGCGUGAGAAAGUGGGGGGGAGGGAGAGUUCUGUCGUCAGUGAGCUUUGGUUCGCAAGAACUGAGCAGAAAAGACUACUUCGGUGGCGUUUUAAUGCUGAUUAGCAUGCUGCAUAAUCCCACGAUGUUUUGGAUGCCGGCGUUUCAAUACGUGUUCUUACGGCCGCCUGUGGAAAUCACAAUCGAUAAAAUUGACAACUUGAGUCGAAUGCACUUUAGCCAGUGAUUUUAGGCAUCCUUAUAAGCCCAAGCAUUUCGCAAAAAUAUCCCUUCCUGUGGCCAUUUAACCAGCUAUUCGGUAAACUGCUAGGGGCGUUUUGGCUUAUAAACUGCCAUAGAUAAUUUUCUGUUAUGAACGUUGAAUUUCCUAAUUCACUUUGCUGACUUGUGUACAAAUGGAUGGCAAAGACCUCAUAUGCGUUUAUUUAGGUUCGAUCAUCUGGUACUAUUAGUAUCAGGUUUUACGCGCACCGAUUCAGUUAUUUAAGGCCUCUCUCAAAUCGGAACAGUUAUCCACUAAAAAUUUGGUUACAAAUUGCGGCAUAUCUCAUUGGUCAGAUGCAAAUGUUCUCGGCUGGAACAUAAAGGUGCUAUAUUGUGCAGCAUUUAGAGCUUGUAAUGUCUGUCUUCAUUUAUUCUUUCAUCUCGUCCUCCUUGUAGGCUGGACUCCUUGUUGAAACUGCUCUACAGUCAUCCACUGCAGCUGACGAAAUAUGUCCGACAAAUUUCAAUCCCACUUUCCAAGCUCACUGACGCUGAGAUAUCAACACCGCGGUUUCCCAAGCCCUCCCUCGCUGGUGACGCCUCUCAUGUAAGUUCCAUCUCCCUUCCUCCCUCCCAUACGAUCGAAUUGUCAUGACUUUUUUAAAGAAUUUGUGGUUAACGGAGGAAGCAGGGCCUUUCAACACCCGGUCGUAAAUUAUCAGUUCAAUGGUAGGGGACGCUCACCGAUCGUUCAUACGGAAUUCACUUGUUCCGUUGUGCCUUACGGGCUCUCUCUCUCGAACCCAACCAUCAGCCGCACAGCGGCGCAUGAUAUAGGCAGAAUAGAAUUACCUACACAAACAAGGGAGACUGGGAUGGCCAUUUCUGGCUUAUUAGCCGUCGUCAGCCUGCCAUACCCAAUCCCGAGGUGUGAAACAGACGAGGCUCGAACUCGCGACUUGUUGGUUAGAAGUCCGUGCCUUUACCCACUGGACGUAUGGUUGAGUAUGACUGGCUGACGACGACUAAUAAGCCAGAACUGACCAUGCCAGUCUCCCUUGUCUUUGUCGGUAAUAACAUGCUGCCUGUUAUCAGUUCAGUUGGCCUGUUUUAAAACAAGGGGCGUAACCGUAGCACUACUGAUACUAGCCAUAAUAAUCAGACGCCUGAGACCCCGUAAGGCCUUAAUUUGCCACUGUUUCCGACCGAAGUCAUACUUACAGUCCAAACUUCUACUUGGGUUACGGUGGGAAGCUUAGAAUUGCCUGUUUGUUUUAUAAGAGGCGCGAUAAGUGUCAGGCUUUGAAAGUCCGAACUUCCAUGUGACGAGCAGGCAAGUAUCCGACAGGACGGACCCGACCAAGCCACGAUGGCAGAUGCGUGGCCAGAAUGAAUGGGGGUAGACUGAGACAGCACUGUUUCGUUGCUAUCCUGCCUUUACUCAACCCAGUCACUAUCUGGGAUAAGAAACACAGACAUCCGCCCCUAUAUGGUCCACAGACGGUCUAGGAGGUUUAUCAGUGCUUUGCCAGCUGGCAGGCUCUUCCGCAUACAGAAGUCGGCACACGCCGAUUCCUGGCCUCCGGAAGCAAGAGAGCUCCGAAUGCGUGACGAAGACUACGAACCGACAGCUACCCGUCGGGCCGAACUCUGCCGAGUUAGACUAGCAAAGGAGGUUGCAAGUGAUGGGGUUACGCCGAAAAGCAUGUAUAUAUGUAUAUUACUAUUUGCUGUGCGACCGUCAACAAGGGCUCUACACUAAGUUUCAAGGCACAACGGGACGAGCAUAUACCGUAGCCUGAUUUGCGAACCCCUUUCCACUAUAAUUAGUAUCCCCGAUCACAACCGACAGGACAGUGGAUCCGAAAAGCAACUGCACACCGUUGGACCUAGCAUUCAAUGACCGAAAAAUCCAGGUUCGAAUCCAACGGUGGGGUUGGGUAGGGCCGUCUAAUGACGAUUAACAAACCGGCAGUGGCCAUCUCAGUCCCCCUUGUCUUUAUUGAUACUCCCUCCCACAUAUACAUAUAGAUAGGUCGUUCAUCCGUCCGGUUGCGAGGCAUGCACGUCAUGUUGAGUCUUGGAGCUCAAUUUAAUGCCCUCACGGGCGGUAGUGCUGCGACUAAUCUUUGUGCAGAGAAUGAAUACUUAAAAAGACAAGAGGGGGGGCUGGGAGCGGAAUUUCUGACCCAUUAGCUGAUGUCAGCUGGACGAGCUGGGAUUCGAAUCCCGACUCUAUGACCACUGAGUAUUCUGUCCUCUUCGCGCAGAGACGCCUCCCGAAAUGAAACGGGGGGGAGGGGAUGGGAAGGAAUGCGGAUAGGCAGUAACGCAAAGUUCGCACGAACAGCUCGAAAAACAGCAGAUGCACGAAAGUCAUUUUACUCAUUCCAUUACACUCCCAGGUUUACGUGAAUAUCGGGACAGUAUUGCGGUGUUGGAGGAGGGCGGGGGAUGACAUGACCUCGGAGCAGUGGGAGUGUGAGCGCACAGAAGGCUUCACAUGCGCCCCAGGCGUUAACGUGCGCGCCCGCGGGAUAAAACAUCAAAGGCGCUGUGCAGACGCGCGUUGAAGAACUAAAUAGUCGCGCAGUCACAACGCUCUGGGAGGCGCCGAUCAAACGCGCAGGUAGAUAUGCACUGCCCCCAGUGGACCGGACGGACAAAGAAAAGGGCCCAUUUUUAUAACGUGACUGGAUGCAAAUUUUUCCACAGAAAACCCUCGACUUUGAUGCCGCCGACAAUGCAAACUCUGUGAUCAUUCGAAUGCGCCCCUACGUCCUCGGAUGACUGCCCCCUGAGACUCCGGGUCCUUUUAGGCUUUCCUGCACAGCAGAGUUAGCUUUUGGCCUGUGUGUCUGUCUGUGCGUGGCAAAGGGUGCGUUAGUAUAUCAGAAGUUGUGUUUAUAUGUGCAUACACAUUACGAGUUUGCAUGUGCAGAAGGUACGCAUUUUCGAGGUGGAAAUGUCUUUGCGGGAUAAGGCCGACGGCGGACGUGUAAGGAGAAUAACUUUAAAAUGCAUGUUGAGCAUAAGAAGAGGGCAUGGUUGACGCCGAAGUUAGCAAAACUUUGACUAUUUCGAAGCAUGGUGACGGCAUUCACCGUUUUGCUAUUGUGUUUUGACCUCACAUCCACUGGCUCGAGGAUAGAGAGCUAAACCUCACACCAAUAAACAAAGAGUACGGGCUGGAAUUCUGGGGUUGAGUAUGUCUGUCUAUCAACGGCUAAUAGGCCCUAAAUCGUCAUUCCAAUCCUUCUUAUCCUGGUGGACACCCUAUCCUUAGCUAGCUGCUCAUAUAUAUAUAUGUGUGUGUAAAUCAGAGAUGGUAUGCAUUCCGAGUUGAUAUGAUGAAAAAUAGAAGAGGUUCUUCUAUUUUUUAUAAUCACAACCCCAUUUUAAAAACAGAAAACCGUAAGAAUUCUUCCAAAUAACCUUAGAGCCCCCGUUGUACAGAUUCUUACCACCACCAUCCUCUCCUCCUCACCGCCCUCGAUUUUUAGAACCUGCCCAUCUUCAACCAACUCUGGGCCGCACAGAAACUUCGCUCCCUACUGUCUACUUACCGCGACUUGUUGUCUCCGCGGCAAUGGAAAGAAUUUUUGCACAAAACCCCCAGCGACGGAUACUACGACUCCGAAUCGCCCAGUACUGAGCCCGAGGUGAACCUGGAGCUCCUAGAGGCUGCGGUGACCAGUGUGCGAGCUGCAGUUGCGGAGUGUCGCUACCAGUUCCGCAACGAGCGUUGGAACUGCAGCCAGGCUGCUGAGACGGACAACAACGCUCUCUUUGGAAACGUGCUAAUGAAAGGUGUGUGUGCGUUUUUACCUGCGUCCUCCCACCGGGUCCAGGUGGUGAAUGGGAAGAGAGAGAGAGUGCAGUAGAUGCUGCGCAAGUCUGCUAUCACUUUAAACUAAUUCACGCGCAAGCCACCGUGUCUGCAGCAUCUUGUUGUGGAGCACACGGCGGAUGUCGUUGAACCCGACGGUUGAACUGUCAUGUGUGUGUAUGCAUGUGUGCACAAUGGCCCCCCAAACGGGCCACAUGGUAGAUGCUCUGGACCAAUACGGGGGCCAUAUCGGAUUCUGGCAGGCGUUAUCAGAAUGCGCAUCAUAACAAAUGCCAUUAUCUCGGGGUGCGGUUGCAGAUCCAGUUGCCGGCAGACAUCGCGCACACUAGGACCCCUGCGGCCCUCCCCAUUGUUGUUGUUUUGCUAAACUCCUGGUCAGUUGCUGUGUGAACCAGGGGACAGGGAGUGGAGCGCCAACUUGCGGGCUCGACCAUGCCACCCACUUGCGCCCUCCCCCGCCUCCAGUCUUCUCGACUCUGUCAUAACACCGGACCAAGUUGGGGAAGGAGGAGAGAGUGCGGUAAAUGCUGCGCAAGCCUCCUAUCACUAUAAACUAGUUCACGCGCAAGUCACCGUCCCUGCUUCACCCUGCUGUGGAGCACACGACGGACAUCGUCAGAUGCGACGGUCGAACUGUCGUGUAUGUGUGCACACGUGUUUAUGGUCCCUUGUGCCACUAAAGGGGCCGAUGGAAAGAAGCCAGUAAAUCAGAUACAGUCGUCCGACUGUCCCAUAUUUUUUACCAAAAAACAUUAUAAUGUAUGAAAUACUGCAGUUCUGAAGUGUCAGAGAAUUCACGGGUAUUACAAUACUGGAGUUUUUAAUCAUACACUUCAAAAUCCUCCAAAUUCCAAGCUUUGAAUGGUUCAUACAUUUCUUUUUUUGCACAGACUUUUUGAGACGGUGUCACAUGCGACGACUUCUGGCAAUUAUUUCUACAAAUGAUUUACAGCUCACUUGCCUGUCUCGAAAGAUAAUUUGUGUCUGGAAAAGUCUCUGCUGAUAGGCUAGUCUCAUUUUAUACUUGGCGGCUAGUGUUCGAAAACAGCCUAGGGUGGAACUCCUCUCUGGUUGUUUUUUUCUUCGCUAUUAAGAGUACAUUUAGACAUUCUGGCGGACAUUCCUUUGCGUCCAACGCCUAUGCAGUUUUCCCGUGUGCAUAAAGUGCAAACAGACAUGUUUUUAAACACUGUCCUUUUUUGUCCUCCACAUUGCGCAGGCAUUCCGGAGACGGCUUUUGUCUACUCCCUCAUCAGUGCAGGUCUCGUGAGAGGUGUAGCAGAGGCCUGUUUGAACAAUAUUCGCAACUGUCCCUGCAAUAACCGUGGUCGGAAGGAGACCGAAGCUGGUUGGCAGUGGGAGGGUUGUGACCACAAUAUUCACUACGGUCGUCGAUUCACUCGCAACCUGCUAGACCAAAUGGAGAACGGUUUCCACAUUCGUUUCCUCAUGAAUCUGCACAACUAUCGAGUUGGACGUCGGGUAAGUGACUGUCCUUUCGGAUUUCCGGCCUUUUCGGUCUUGCGCAUGCGGCAGAACCGACCCGGAAUGCGGUCAUUCAUUACAAAGCAUCAGUGACUCGAAAUCUGAGCCAAACAGAUCAUCCAAAGCGCCAAGUUGCGACAAAAUCACUUUAAGUAAAGGGGAAGCGCAAAUAAUGCUGAAAGUAAUGUUAACUUGCAUAAAAAUAAUGUUUUUCGAGAUUAGUGGAAAGACCAAACAUGGAAAUUAAUGUUCAACACAUUAAUUUAAAUGUUCAGUGCAUCGCCACGCAAACAAGUGAAUGAAUGGAAUAGAAUCUGCAUGUAAAAUUUAAAAAACCGUUUUACACAAUGUUCAGGUUGAAAAUCUUAUGAGCACUAACUGACUUUUUGAUACUUGCCAAAAUUUCAAAAAUUUACACACAGACUUGUGCGUAAAAGCGUUUACUUUAGGAAUACUUGAGAUGCGGUUUACCAGGGCGAAGAUGACUUUGUUGGAUUUUGCGGUUAAUUAGCGGGUCCGGGCUCAAAUCCUAGGUCUGUCUGACGGGGAGUGGAGGUAUUACUGGUCGACUCUGUCAAGCAGAGGAGAAAUGCCGUUCCAAUGUACCCGGUCUUUAUCGAAAAUAAUUUCCGAUUAUUAGUCGUCAUUUGUUAGGCGUCCGCCUGCUUAGACUCCAUGCCGAAAGUUCCAGGGCGAAACGAAAGUGUCAUUUCUGUUCUCCAGUUGGGAGGUAUCACUGAACGCCAUUCUCACUUGACGUUAUAUCGACUCAUAUUAGUAGCCAUAUAACAAUAUAGGCAUGUAUGUUUAUAAAUUAUUAUAUAUAGAUGACUCUCACCACCGUUUCGCUCUCAAGCCCAAAAAGGGACUGUCUGUAUCUGGAAAAGGGUGGAUGAAGACAUCCGUUACACAGUCAGAACAGAUCGUUCUGACGCCUUAGUCCGCCUGACCUGAGAAUCGCGGAAAAAUGACUUUCAGUUGUCAGAACAACUUGCAGAAUAGGACUUACUCAACGCAUUUGUACUGGGGACUCCCUUGGAUCGAACUUCAUGAAUAAUUACGAGCUUGACUGAGCACCCAGUUAUGAUUUUGUUCUCGUCGUCAAGUUCAGCAAUAAGCCGAAUACAUAUGAUGCCAAUCAUGUCAGCAUCCACGCAUAUGCAUCAAAUUUCGACCUACGCCUGUAGACCUUAGUUCAAACUGAUCUACUAAAAGCUGCCAGUUAAUUUCUGAGGAAAUUAAAGCACAAUAACAGUAUACCUAAACAGGACCAUGUUCUUUAUUUCCUUGACUCCCAUAUAGGUUGUUUCGCAGAAUAUGCAGAGGUACUGUCGUUGCCACGGGACCAGCGGAUCAUGUACCAUGAAGACCUGCUACAGACAGACGCCAACAAUGCGAACCAUUGGCAACAAACUCAAGCUGAUGUACCAGGAGGCCUCGCAGGUCAUUCGAGGUGAGUAUAGGUGUCCUCCCCGUGUGUCUGUGUGACAGAAACUGACGGAUGCAAGGUUGCGCAGCCGAAAGAAGGUUGUCGGAACGUUUUUGUGGUUUAAGGCUCCUGAGGAAGUCAGUUUUGCGGAAGUAAAUGAUGGAGAAAUGGCUCCAAGACCAGCCUCCUAAGAGUCAAUAGCAGCUGACAGAUUAAAACGGCUCGAACGAAGUAUCUGCCGGUCGAAAUUGCGAGUACAAUCUGGUAGUUUAUGCUGUCUCGCUGUAUCAACAGUCGCAAAGCAAAAUGUAAAUGCUCGCUGGUAAAAAUACGGCUAAAAUAGCCGUGUUAGGGCUUUCUUGGUGGCAUUCAUUCGUCUGCCUAAUUAAACAAGGUACCGAUCCUGAGUUUGCAUGGUUUGAGCUGAUGGAAGCGAAGUAAUUGGAAGUUUUAGUCUACGCUUCAAUCUAGAAUUCCGUAUCUCAUGCACACAUACGCUUACGUUGGACAAAAUGACUGGUUAGGACAACGAGGGGAAGAAAGAGCGAUAAAAGACCCUCGCAGAUCUCCGCUUCUCUAUUUCCGAACUGUCCAUACGAGAGACCGGUACAUGCUUUGGGGAUUAGGUCGUGUGUGGCAAGCGUAAACGGACUGUUUAGCUGUGCCAACCACUACGAUUGCACCCGCCUCUGAUCGACUUUAAAUUGUUCUGCCAUCGAAAAAAGAUGGGUGAGGAGGAGAGAGUACGGUAGAUGGAACGAAAAUGUGCCUCGUUGUAUACUAUUACCGACAAAGACAAGGGAGACUGGAAUGACCAUUCCUGGCUUAUUGGCUGUCGUCAGCCAGUCAUACCCAACCCCGAAGUGUGGAACACCUGGGGCUCGAACUCGCGACCUGUUAGUUAGAAGAGAGAGCCCGUAAGGCACAACGGAACGAGUGAGUUCCGUAAGAACGAUUGGUGAGCGCCCCCUAGCAUUUCAUAUUCCUGAUCGAAACCGGCAGGACAACGGGCCCGUGGCUCAGUGGUUAGAGGCGUUGGACUGAUAGCUAACAGGUCGCCAGUUCGAGCCUCGGGUGUUCCACACUUCGGGGUUAGGUAUGACUGGCUGACGACGGCUAAUAAGCCAGAAAUGGCCAUUCCAGUCUCCCUUGUCUUUGUCGGUAAUAACAUACUGCAUAUAUCAUGCGCCGCUGUGCGGCUGCUGGUUGGACUCGAGAGAGAGCCCGUAAGGCACAACGGGACGAUUGAGUUCCGUAAGAAUGAUCGGCGGGCGUCCCCCUUUACCAUGUGACUCGUUAUUCACGCGCAAGUCAGCGGUGCUGCGUCUACUUCGUGAAACACACCGCGGACGUUGUCGUUUGUGGAGGACGAACCGUCCCUCCAUUAUGAGGCAGGAAUUUUUAGCCAAACCGACAUGCCGACAUGGCCAACAUUUUGCAUGCCUGAACCAGGAUAUCGCCCGCCAAGUUGAGAGGAAGUCAGUAGUACGGCGUUUACUUCGGAGUUUACCGACAAAGAAGCUCGUGUGAGCCUUAUCCACCCCAACUUUUACUAUGGCUAGCUGGUGGCGACAGGAAGACUAGAAAUUGCCGUUUUGGCCUCCCUCCCGUCUAAUGGUUGCUCGGCAUUACGCGAGCGUCAGCGAUGUCUCUCAGUUGGAGUCUCCUGAUAGUAACUGAAAGUGCUUAUUAUGUCCAGACGUCAGGACGUCCUAGUGGAUGCCGUAUGCGCACGACAUCAAGAAAGACCAUUUUAUGACCUAGACAACAACCUGAGCGAUGGCAACAGGAUAUUCUCCUGAUCCGAACGAUCAUGCCGGCUCGCAUACGAAGGGUUUGUUAGACACCCUUGCCUAGGACGGCCAAUUUUGAGAGCGUUUCCUACCAAGAGUCCAAAGUCUCGUCUCUAAAAUAUUACUCAGCAAAUACAGAAUCCGGAAGCGUGGUCGUUAACUGACAACCUAUCGGUGUCAGGGUUGGUUGUGAAACCUCUUGAAUAAAACUCGAUUGGCGUGGUAGUGCUUAAUAUAGGCGAGAAAUAACUAACUGGUAAUUGAAUCUUUAACACUUCCUUCUAGACAACACCAUUCCGGAUAGCUGGGGUCAGAAUUCCCGGCAGCCUGACACUGGAACAGUGAUACAGCUGAACCGGUGGAACCCACGGAGACUGCGAGAGGUCGGCCCGAACUCCCCGCUCUACUGGAACCCACAGCCACAUCGACAGCGUUAUCCACAACCAUCACUCAUCAAAGUCAAACACACCUCUUCGUCCUCCUCGUCACAUGUUUUCCCCCGUAGUCCCCGAGAUCUCCGGCCCACUACGCAGGAGUUGGUCUAUUUCGAGCGUCCACCCGAAGACCUCUUCUGCAACGCCGAUCCGCACCUCCAUCUGACUGGAACACUUGACCGGGAAUGCAACUCCAGCGUCGCAGGACCGCAGAACUGCCGCUCGCUCUGUUGUGGUCGCGGAUUCCGUACCCAACACUACUACAGUCUGGAAAACUGUGAUUGCAAGUUUGUCUGGUGUUGCAGAGUGGAAUGUCGCAAGUGUCUGGUUCUGAAGAAGGUGGAGACGUGUCUUUGA